AGGGCAAAAGAUAGAACCAAAUUCUUGUGCUCCUACGUCCACUUCCAUUUCCAUUUUUGCAAAAAAUCGUAAGAAAAGGAUGUGGUCAUUCAGAGUCGCCGUCGACGAUAUGAAGGUUCUGAUAGAUUCGUUGAUAACAUUGGGAUUGGUGGAUGUAAUGGCGGAUGCAAUAUUUUCACCGGACAUGUUUUGCAUAUUGGCGGAUUCAGAUGUUUCCCUUCAAAGCGCCUUCGGACUUCAACUCUGGCCUCCAUUCUUCGACAGUUUCUACUCCGACAACCUUCGUCAAAUAUUCUGGUUCCGCCUUACUCAUCUUUUCCCUCUCGCCGUAGAAUUGCUAGAAUCUGGUUACACUUCUCUAACCUUCUCUAUCGAACGCUUCCGUCACAAUUACGCCCAAUUCAAAUUCGAAGGACCAAACGGGCUUCUUCGCGAGGUUAAUUUCCGAUUGACUCCGAUCGUCCGUCCCUUGAGGAUAGGCCAAAUCGAUCUAUCCGCUUUUGUUACCAUGGAUUCUCAAGAAUUCUCGUACAUCAUCUCUCAAUAUAAUAUGUUUGAUUACGUUGAAGUUAUUAUAACGAGCAGACGGGUGUCAUUCUCUUCUUCAACUAUACAGGAGACGACAAUUAGUGCAGAGGAUGGGCGAUGCAUAGUUGGGGGUGUUAGAGCACCGGUUCAAGUUCAGUUCAUAAUUACUAUGAGUCAACCAAAUGCAUUCUUUCAUUUUGCAAGUCAAUCGAAGAGAAUAUGGCUGUUUAAGGAAGUUAAUUCUACCAAAGGAAUAAUUACUGCCCCUCUUGGAUUGUAUGGUCGACUUGUCUCUUUCUUUUGUGAUGACUCUACACUACCUAUGUAAUUGAAUUACAUAUAAUUCAAUAUUAUAUGUCUCUCUAUCUUCUUUUUUGUACAAAAAAUAAUCACAUUUGUUCCAGAGGUUGUACAUAAUCUUGAUGAUUGAAUCACAUAUAAUUCAAUACUGUAUGUUUCUCUCUUUUCC
This is a messenger RNA of Cucumis sativus (cucumber), 997 nucleotides long. RefSeq lists its product as uncharacterized. The transcript has 4 exons. Lineage: Eukaryota; Viridiplantae; Streptophyta; Magnoliopsida; Cucurbitales; Cucurbitaceae. Bases 80 to 856 code for a protein of 258 amino acids. The record is from RefSeq and is a predicted model, not a curated record.